This is a messenger RNA of Haliotis rubra (blacklip abalone), 2911 nucleotides long. RefSeq names its product trans-Golgi network integral membrane protein TGN38-like. The transcript has 6 exons. Bases 292 to 1701 code for a protein of 469 amino acids. The record is from RefSeq and is a predicted model, not a curated record. Lineage: Eukaryota; Metazoa; Mollusca; Gastropoda; Lepetellida; Haliotidae.
UUUUGGCUUGUAUCCUUGUAGUGGGUCGCAGUUGCCAAGCUGACUUGAACUGACUUCUGUUUUCUCAUCAUUUACCGGGGUAUAUAUAUUGUCAAGACUUGAGUGGCAUAGUUUCCUGGUGUAUUUUGACUUGAGAAGUACUCAGAUAUGUAUGAAAGGUAAUGCAGAAGAGUGGUCUUGACUUUAACAACUAGUUUGCAAUUUACGCAAACGUGUACAAAUCGCAAAAUAUUACAGCAAAUCAUUACAAGAAUUAUCUCCCUUAGGAGCUCGUUCAUCCACGCUGACAACAUGGCGGCUAUCAACACACGAGCUAUUACCCGAAUUGGAUGGAUGUUGAUGUUAACUGUGUGUUUCAUCAGAGUACAAGGUGACGAAACGGUCGAGGAGGAUGACCAGUACGCAGAAUAUAUGGAUUUGAUGACAAGCUGCAAAUUCCCAAAGUUUUCGAAUGGAUACCUUUUAUCAGGGCCGUCGGCAAAACCGUUCUAUGAAGUAUGCAAAGACAGUCGUACGGACAGAGACCUAUCACUGUUAUGUCGAAAUAUGAUCGAUCUAACCCUGUAUAUGUGUAACCAAACUAUCGUCAAUCAAGACAAAAGGGACCAAAUCGAUAAGCAAAUGACUGUUGAGUUCCUCAAGUAUGACAAAGAGAAAGUACCUUUUUGUACAAGACGUGACGGAAACAAAAACGCUUCCGAACUCUUAAGUUCCUUCCUGCCGCCAGAUGUCAAGUGUGAAGUGUCAUGUAAAAAGGAUACUUCAGAAAAGCUGUGUGAAUUCAUCUACGUUUCAAUAAUUGCUUAUGAAACAAUUCUUGCUACUGAACAAAGAGGUGGUGGUACUGGUGUACCUAAUGGUGGUACUGGUGGACCUAAUGGUGGUACUGGUGUACCUAAUGGUGGUGGUACUGGUGGACCUAAUGGUGGUACUGGUGUACCUAAUGGUGGUACUGGUGUACCUAAUGGUGGUACUGGUGUACCUAAUGGUGGUACUGGUGGACCUAAUGGUGGUUCUGACUCUACUGAUGGUACUAGAAUUAGUGAGAGUGGGCCGACUAGUCGAUCGGAAGAUGCGCAGAAAAAUAAAAAUGUUACAGCUGAUAAAAGAGUGGAUCAUACCAAUGAAGGUGACAAUCCAGGAGUAACUGUAAAUGCUGUACCGAAAGCUGACAAUGGUUCUGCUAAAACACUGCCAUCUUUGACGAAUAAUAACAAAAAUGGUGUCAGUGGCCAAAAGAAAGAGGGUGUGGACCUGACCUUGAUGGUUGGCACUGGGAGCAAAACCGCCCCUACAACAGGAACUUCGAACAUCAAUACUGAAACCACAACUACAGUGAAAACGGACAGAAUACCAAACACUAAGGGCCAUGUUGUUGUCGGUGAAACAGUCACCAAAAAGGAGGACGGCGAUUUUCGGGUACCUGGGGACGGCCAGACAGGGCAGCCUGUUGUCCAUGCUGAUACUGGGAAGUCACUGAUAAAGAAACUUGAAAAGGAGUACGAUGCUCCUUCAUCUGGUAACUUCAUGGCUUACUUCCUGACAGCUGUGGUUCUGUGUAUUGCUGGCUAUGUGGUAUUCCACAAUAAACAAAAGAUAAUUGCUUUCAUCAUCGAGGGUCGCAGCGGUCGAGGGAGGCGGCGGACCAAUGGUGGCGCUGAGUACAAGAAACUACAGAGCAACGUUGAAGAGUCAGUGUGACUUGAGGAUGAAAAAUGAUGGCACCCACUCCUAACAACUGCAUCCCAGGAGAGGUGUCGUGGCAGGUUUUGGGGUAUUUGGUUUCCAUGGUUACCAGCAUCAUGUUCAUCGGUUAUGGACAUGAUCCUGCAUUGGUCAUAGCCUUUAGUGUUUAAACAUCUCCCACCUAUAUUUCACAACCACUAACUACUUAAAAUCUUAGUUUAGUUUCAGAUUUGGAUAUGUUGAAUAAUUUAGAAAUAUAAGUCUUGAUUUAGAAAAUGAUGUCGGUAUCUUAUAACGUCCUGCAAGUUUUGAAAAUUAAAGUUCUUCAUUCUCAGGUGAAUCGUGUAGGUGAUGGACCAUGUUUCUUUAGGCAUCGAUUGUGUUUAUUUUGUUGAAAAAAGUAGAUGUGACUCUGAAUAUUGGUUUCUGAUUCCAGGGUAGUUUAUUUUUUCCUAAAUGUAAGACUUCUGUCACCAUGAUAUUUUUCACAACCAAAUGACAAUUGUUUUCAGAUUAUAUUUUUUAUACAGCUUUGAUGGUAAAUAUUUGAGAUGUGUUAUGAUUUUCUUAGAUGAUGUUUAGGUUUUCAUGUGGUUCUGGGACAGAUUAGUAUUGGUAGAUCAUGUAGAUUCUCCCAAGUGCCUGUGAUAUUUUGUGGAAAAUUUUUGAAAUUCGAUUUCAUAACUCACUACAGUAUUACAACAAUUACAACCAAAAUGUCAGCCUUUCCAAGUUUGUCUUAGUUAACAUCUUGCUGGCCAUGCUGACAUAUUGUGUUGGUUUUAUAAUAUUGAUAAACAGGAUUUGUCUGAUCUUUAGGAUUUGUUUUCAGUGUCAGAAGUAUACUGAACAACAUUAGAAACACACCACACUAAAUUGCACCGACGAUGCUCAGAUAUUAUGGGUACAUUUCAGUCUGACGGGGAUAUUUCGUAUUAUAUGGGUGGUGCGUUUCUAAUGUUGCUCAGUAUAUAUUGGCUGAAAGACUGACAGUUUCAUAUUGAUCAUAGGCACUUAGCAUGCUUAGUGUAUUGUGACACAUACUUGCUUCAUACCUUGUCCAUGACCAGGGCUCAUUGUCUGGAUGAUUGUGCACUCACCAUGUAUAUAUAUCAGAACUAAUAUGCUUAUUAUACCCUCACAAUGACAUAAUAGCACUUAUUUUUUUAAUGAACACAAUGAACUAAUUUACCUGGACAUUCCAUUACCCACGACCUUGAUUAUA